CAAACGAGUGGUUUAGCAGUUCAGUAGAGCGGUAAAAUGGAUGCGCGCUUUAGAAGCAAUCUCGACAUGAUUGGGCGCAACGAGCCUAUCACAAGGAAAGCCAGAUUCUGGCAAAGUUAUGUUCGAGCCUUAAAAGGCACCGAUGAUAUCAGAGCCCCUGAGCACACGCACAGACCUCGCAGUAUUUUCCGCUCAGAUUACCCUGAGCUGCAUUCCACCUCGUGGCCUUUUGGAAAAUCUAUCUUUGAAAAUCCCAUCCACGCAGCUGAUCGCAUCAAUGUUCCUGGAUACAGGUACCUGCCUGUUCACCGUGAGAUCUAUGGUUACUCACCGAGGCAGAUCUACCCGCAUCAAUACAAACCUGUAGAACGCUUCAUCCCUGCGAAACCAUUCGACCCUGAGCAAGCUUGGGCUGAUCAUCUGAAUCGCUUGGCAGACAUUGACAAGCUGUAUCCAAGCAAAUCGCCUUUGCUGGCUCGGCAUAUUAGCCCUCCUCUCAGUACGAAACGAUUGUUCGAUAUCCACGGUAACUUGGUAACCGAUUACGAUUAUUUACCAUCGUUCCCUUCGUUGUUACGCAAGAAACCAUUAUUCGACCUCCUUGAGCCAUCAGUAAUGGCACCGAUCAGCGCUUUCACUAGAGACCCAUGGUGGUAUCCUAGUUAUGCUCCUUAUAUUCCAAGUUAUGCUGCGAAAUCCACUCCGUUUUAUCUGAGAGAUAGUUACCUAAGUCCUGUUAAACGUAGCUACCUAUGGAGUCGACAUCCCAUCAGGCCUUUCGGAGCGUUAUACUACUAUUAUUCGCAGCCAGUUCCACGAUUUCACUUUACCCGCCCAUGGUACAAUAAACGUACCACAUAUUAAGAAACAAAGUGAGCGAUAAGAUUAAAAUGUGGCCAAGUAUUUUACUUACCUUACAUGUUAUCCUUACAUGUUAAUUCUACCAAUAAACAAUCAGGAAGAACGAUCACGUCAUAUUGCUGUAUAUAUUUCUGGCUACGAUGAAAUUUAUUUAUCAAUUAACAUGCAGCUAAACGUAACAAACAUAACAGGACAAAAAUGAAAUUAGUUUCAAAUUUAAAAUCAUUAUUAUUUCGUGCCAUUUGGAUUUUUCGAGUAAACAAACUGAAAUAUCUGAUUCUAACUAUGUCAUCAUAAAAUUAUAAAUUACUUACCUUUUUAUAAUCCAAAAUGAUCCAAUUAAAAACAAAAAAAGACGAAGAAUUGUCAUAAAAAAAAACACCACACAUCUUGUCUGUAUUUUGUACGUGACUUACGUGCCUGGAUUUACAACGCCCUCUAAUAGGAUUUUUUUAUUUGAAAUUUGCUCCUCUAUGUACAUUUCACUCAACUAAUAUGCAAUAUACAAUUGUGUAUAUAUCGACUGAAGAUUGAGGCAUGCUCUGCAAACAGAAACUUUUGGAAUAAAUUAUUCAUAUAAAGAAUACUUAUUGUUUAUUUUACAAUUAUUGUUUUUAUAAAUCCGUAGUUUGUGUUUGCAGACGAUAUUCGAAUUUAACACAGCAGCUUCAGAUGUCUCACGAGAUAUCGACAGACGCCGGAAACACAAUCCGUGUCGAAAAUAUUCUUCUUACCGUGUAAAGAUAUAUUUCCUUUCUCUCCUUUGUUUAAAGAUAUUCUAAUUCUUACUAUGUGUAUAUCUACUAUAUCCUUAUUUUAUGUUUUGAGAGUUCUAUAGAAUAUUCUAUUGUAUUUUUGUAUUUUAAAACAUGAUAAAAAUUCAUUCAUUAUUAAAAAUUGUAAAAUUAUUUGAACAAUUACAUUCUAAAGAUUAGAAUUACUUAGAACUCUCGAAGCAAUAUUCAUUUUGUUAUAUUUUUCGAUUAAUAUUUAUACCUGAUCGAUUAAUUGAUUUUUUGCAGCUCAUGCCUAUUGAUGACUGAUCGUCGCCCCGAAUGGAACGCGUGAUACGAAAAUAAGCGAUGAAAAAAAUCAAAUAAAAUUACGAAAAAAGAUAACAAAAAAAAGAUGUGAAAAAGUAUUUACAUCGUAUCCUAAACAACUAUUCGAUACCUAUUGCCUGAUUAUUUUUUUUCUCACAAUACGUAUCAUCGUUCACGGAGUUCUAUUUAUUAACGUUUCUCAUCACCAUGGUUUAUUGUACUAUUCGUUCGUGCUGUCUACGAAUAAAAUAAACACUGCCCAAAUUUUACUACAAA
Apis cerana (Asiatic honeybee) is the source of this 2180-nucleotide messenger RNA. RefSeq names its product myofilin (gene Mf). Lineage: Eukaryota; Metazoa; Arthropoda; Insecta; Hymenoptera; Apidae. The record is from RefSeq and is a predicted model, not a curated record.